Messenger RNA from Triplophysa rosa, 5247 nucleotides. RefSeq lists its product as uncharacterized. Bases 128 to 4858 code for a protein of 1576 amino acids. The transcript is spliced from 5 exons. The record is from RefSeq and is a predicted model, not a curated record. Lineage: Eukaryota; Metazoa; Chordata; Actinopteri; Cypriniformes; Nemacheilidae.
ACCUUUUUACCUAUUAAGCAAAUCAGAGAAAGGUUUCUAAAAAGAGUAUACUUUUUUAUUAUUUUUGUUCCCAUUUUUCCCCAAUUCCGGUCUGCCACGGCUCUACCUGUCACUAAAUCCAGUUUCUAUGAAGUCUGGCAGUGAAGGGGAGUUAUGCCCGCAGGCUGACAGCAUUGGCUCCUCAUGUAGUACCAGUACGCUGGCAUCAUCUGUCAUUGAAGUUGAAUCUGGUCAUGAUGAUCUGGCCUUAUGUCAAGAUGACGAUGAUUUGACCCCACUCCCUCCACCACCAACACUGUCUAUUACGGAAGAAAUCAUGCAGUUUAUUAACCAGAGCCGCGCUCGAGAAGGGAUGGCAGAGUUAUCGUCUGAAAUUUGCCAGUCGACUCCAGAAUCUUUGGAAGUCAAGCCUUUAGAGGUACAACAGUUAGACGAAUCCGAGCCACUGGUACCUGAGAGAAAUGAUGACGAGCAUCAGAUAAUCAAUCUUAAUAGAUCAGAGAUAGAAACUUUUGUAGAUGAUGGGUCAGACAAAACCGAAGACAACCAUCCAUCCGAUGAAGCAAAUUAUUCUCCAGUAGAGCACCCUGAGAGAUCAUCAUCACCAAUGCACAACUACAAAGAAGUGAAUCAGUCAGACAAACUGACAGAGCUCGGUCACAAUGAUUCAUCCAAACAUGAAAUCGUCAUGCCGCUAAGCCAAAAGGAGUGUGAAGACACAGUGGACACUUUUACUAAAAGUGAAGCGCCUCACCUAUUAUAUAAUCUGGACAAAACCACUAAUGACACAUCAUGUGAGGCCAAGUCAACUCCUGAUCAUGUAUCUACCACAUUAAAAGCAACUGACAGCUCUCUGGUACCCAAAGAGGAGGCAGAGCAAAAGCUGACCAGAAGUGACAGGCAGAUUAUUGAGAAAAUACGCAGUUAUUAUGAGGCAGCAGAGGCAGUUGUGGAGGAGGGUCAGGUGACACGUAGAAACAGCUUCUCUCAAAUUCCUACAGGUCUAGUAAAGGAUUCUGUGUCUCGAUUCAAUGUUUGUGUACGGCAAGAGAGCCUGGUGGACUCUGACAGAGGUUGUUCUGAGUGUACUGAAAAUGAUUCAACAUGUUCACUACUCCCAAAGACAAACCAAACCGAGAUGACCAACCAUCAGGAAUCUGCUGAUACAGCCUCUCCUUGGUCCCUUUCAGAUGUUAGCCGAGAACAAGAAGAAAAAUUAGACAGCAGGUCAGACGUUGAAAGGGAGGAACAGAUUUGUGAUUUUACUCCCUGCAUGAAGCUUUGGAAGGAGAAAGAGAAAAUGGUUGAAGAGUCUCAGAACAAUCUCUCAACCGUGAAAGAAAACAGUUCUGCUGAACCUACAGAUACACUUGAAAAAGAGACAUCCAUAAAUUGCGUAAUGGGUUUAGUACCACAGUCUGAACUUUCACAAUGUGAUGAAGAUACUUCCACUCCAUCUAAUUUGCUGACAACAGAAAAAGCUGAUAAAUCUCUUCAGUGUGUUGGUAGAACCAGAUCUCAGAUGUCUCCAAAUGGAAGCCUGGAUAGCCUUCCCAGUCAGAUUAAAGUCGGCCGAUGGUCUCGGCCCGGUGGCAAGUUGGUUUCAUGUAGCCAUACCCUUUACGAAGGAAUGGCAGAGGUACCAGAUUUGGGAUUUUUUGAGGGUGGACCAGUCAACCAAUGCUUGGUGGAGAACUCAGAAAAGAUUCUGAAUAAAGUGCAAAUGCUUGCACGCAUGUACACCGCCAAGGCAAGCAGCAUGAAGGUGCCGCUACAUCAAAAGAGAACACGAGCGAGUAGGGGAAAAUGGUCAGUGGAGGGAACAGUGAGCGGCCCACCCAAAUCUGAGCGACAGAUGCACCAGGCGGAUGUGAGAAUAAUCUGUCAACCGGAUCUUAUAGAGUCAUCAGUACUUCCACCUUCUGAACCGCUUGGUCACAUCAUUAUAAGGGAGCAACUGACUACAAAAUAUCAUCAAGAAAAUUAUUGUAAUCUCAUUGGGCCUCCCCAGGAGAUCUCAUCCGUUGAAUCUAAUACAUUGUCUUUUUCUUCUGUUGAAUCUUCAGUUCAAGUGUUAUCAGAAAGAAAAACUGUUGUGGAAUCACAGGUCUCUGUGACCACAAAUCAUAUUGAGAGCUCAUUGGAAACAUGUGAGUCUCUCUUAGACAAAAAAGAUUUCCAAGGAGAUGAAUCACUCCCGAAUUAUUCUGAAGCGCAGGACCGAGCUGAUCCACAAAUGGCAUUCAACCCCUGUGGAUUACCAUUAGCCCAGCAUGCUGACAACAUGCCACAUUCUCCUCAAGAGAAACGUAUAAAUGAUGAUGACAAAUCCAUUGAAAUAAAUAUGACUGAAGAAGGGCAUCAAAGACAGAUAUUUCAAGAGGAGACACCUAAUUUUGUGAACAAUUCUGAGUCUACAAGUGUCCUUUUUACUGAUCCAUUAGUCAUUAAACAUUCCGAAGUGACUCAUGGGGUAGAGGAGGAAAAUGAUUUAGUUGUAAAGCCCAGUGAAAGUGUAAAACUGAUGUUGCAAUCAUCAACGGAUACUAAACAUGAUGAAAAGCAACAUUUAACAUUUCAGCAGGCAUGUGUUGAUGCUGAAACCAUGGGCAGUAGUAAAUUGGUGUUCUCUGAAGAUAAUGUAGAUGUAUGUCACCCAUUCCAGUCAUCAGUCUCCUUCGACAGCUGUGUUCCAACCACAGUAAUCAUUUCGGAUCAGUCACAUUGUCUGGCACAAGAGGCUAAAACUUCAACACAAGUGGCACCUUUGCUAGGUUCAUGUGGCAAGUGUAGUCCUCUGGAUGUCAAAGACAACCUAAGCUCACCUUCUACAUCCUCUCUAGAUCCACCGGCAUUGAAUGAGCUUACACAGUUUACUAACCAAAGACCACCUAAUCUACCAUCCACCACAGGAAAAAGAAGUCCCAUCGCCAGUUGGAAUACAUCAUCUUUACCAACAAAUCCCCAAAGACCACCACAUACUUCACUCCACACUGAGGAACAGAUUCAGGAUCCUUCCGUUCCUGAUCUCCAACCUCACCGGCAAUCUUUCUCUCAGACUCUUAAUGAUAAGCCUCCCUUUGGCUGUGGACGUCCACUAGAUAUGAAACCACCUUCUGCCUUCAGCUCCAAUCUGCGAAUGCGCUCACCCUCUCCUAUUAGAGGUUCCCAAAACACCAGACCUUCCUUAACACACUCUGCUCUUAAAAAGUCUCUUGCUGCCUCUUGUAUCAGUCAGACAAUUCAAAGCAUGGCCAAGAAGGGUGCACAUCUCCAGACUGCUCCUUCACCCGUAAACUCCCCUUCUCCCCUCCCCACUUCAUCUAUGAGACUGCGGUCAUCAUCUCCUAAAUCCAUCACACUGGAGUCAAGUGUGGAGCCCAGUUUUGAGUACACAUCCAGCACUGGAAUAGGUAGUCAACCUUCAAAGUCCUCUCCAUCCCCCUUCAGAUCAAACAGCCUUCGAUCCAGCCCGACAACAGUUCAGUCCACUCCUCCUUAUCGCAGUCAACGAUCGAUAUCUCCUUCACCUCCAGUUUGUCUCAAUUCAAUCCCUUCUGCUAAAAGCCAAAGCUCAACUUCUCGUGAGCAGAAUCCUUACACCAGCUUGAAUGGAAAUAACAACAAUAACAACAGUUUGAGCGAUAACGGGUGGGCCACCAACCACAAAAAAGCGACACAUGCAAAUGUUGGCGAAUCCUCUUAUUUCCACGAUCCUCAACGAGCAACACUGCACAACAGGGUGGCUCGGCCCUUUCCGUUCUCUGAACCCAGCUCUCGUGUGCAAUCUCCAUCCCACUCUGUUUGCCCAUCUCCGAUCACCCGAAUUUGCUCCCCUCCACCUGCCCAAAGCCACGGCAUUCACUUGGUAACAAAACCACCUAAUCCACGAACCCCCAGACAAGGUGGAGCCGGCUUUUUUACCCCUCUUUGUUUGGAACUGUCAAGAUCAUCAUCUGUUUAUUCACUGUCACCCUGUCAGAGCCCCAGAAUCAUCUCUCCUCCCCCUAUUGGCAUUCCAACAAGCGUAUGGGGCUUUGCUAACCCACAGCCUAGGAAUCCCUCAUUAACAAAUCCAUCCUCACCAACAACAGCGGAGGCAAACACCACACAAAGAGGAACCAGAAUCGUGUCGCCUGCUCCAUCAGGCACGCCUUUGUGUUCAGCGAGUGUUCCUCAGAUCCAGCGGAGGCUGAGAGGAAGUAGUUUCCCUUUCGUUACUUUAGGUGAUAGGCCACCCAGUCCAGCUAGACAUGAACGCAGAUCUUGGGCAGAAAGGGGACGAUGGUCAGUGGGUUCUGAAUCAGGGUUAACAAGUCCUUGUGGGGGUUCAUACAGCGGUAGCCCAUCCUCUAUCAGUCCCGGACCUCUUUCACCUGUUAGAAUAACAACUAGCGGAAAACAUUUCACAAGCAUUGCAUGGCCAGAUGUACAUGAUCUGUUGUCAAAAUAUAACACAGAGCCCGGUGUUGAAACUGAUACAUUGUCCUGCACAACGACAGAGCAAGAUGAUAUAAAGUUAGCAGAAACUACGUGUCGGAGCACCCUGAUUUGUCCCUAUGUUGGUCAAACCAGCCCUGACUGUGAGAAAGACAUUGCCAUUCAGUUCACAAGUGAGAACAAAACAAAGGACGAUGUUCCCAGUCAAGGGGCUAAAACAACUUUCAAAACAAGCUACGCCACCACUGUAAACUUGCAAAUUGCAGGAAGUGGGAGGAUAGCUUCCUUUAGUAAUGCACAAGUAAGCCUGACUCAAACACUGGCACCUGUGACAGACAGCCAGAACAGAAGAAGGGUCAGCAUCAAUAGCUGCAACUUGGUGGUGGUAGGAGAUCAAGGAUCACUUCAUUCGGACUAAAUGAGGAUGUAAGAAUGACAAAAUACGGGUGUCAGCCAAUUGACUUUGCUAUGGCCAGUGAUUAUAUUUUUAAAUCCCUCAAUUACAGCAGGUGCUUUAUUCUGGCCAGAAUACCAGUAAAAUGUCAAUAAAAUGUUUGUUUUUUUCUGCAGUGUAAUUUUAUUUCUUUUUUUAAGAUGUUUAAGACUAUGUAAUAUACAAAUGUAUUGUGUGAACCAAAGCCUCUGUCAUCAAAGGCUUUCAGUUUCUGUGAUAUAUGCAGAACUCUUAUUUAUGAAGUAGUUGUUUUCUGGCACUUAAAGGGGAACUCCGCCCAAAAAUGAAAAUUCUGCCAUUAAUUACUCACCCUCCAGUAGUUUAACAUCCCUAGGACCUCCGUUUUUCCCCAG